AUGAGUAUAGAAGUCUGUCGCCUGCGUGGUGGAAGCCCGCCACUCCGGGAGGAAGUGGGAAGACAGGAAGACCCGCCCCUUUCCCGGCUUAAACGCCCCCUCGGCUCUCCCCUGCCCGCUUUCCUGGAGUCGCGAGUCCGCCGCGCGCUCCUGUCAUUAGUCAGAGCUUCCGCGGCUUUUCUCGCUGCGCCUGCGCGAUUCCGUCCCGCCCCACGCGCGGGUUCGCUUCCCAGUUGCCGCCCGGCCCCAGGCCCGCGGUUCCCGGUCCUCGCCUUCUCGGUCCGGCCGGCAGCCCGCGGCUUGAGCACCAUGCUCUUCUAUUCCUUUUUCAAAUCCCUGGUGGGCAAGGAUGUGGUCGUGGAACUCAAGAAUGACCUGAGCAUCUGUGGAACCCUCCAUUCUGUGGAUCAGUACCUCAACAUCAAACUAACUGACAUCAGUGUUACAGACCCUGAGAAAUAUCCUCACAUGUUAUCAGUGAAAAACUGCUUCAUCCGGGGCUCAGUGGUCCGCUACGUGCAGCUGCCGGCCGAUGAGGUGGACACACAGUUGCUACAGGACGCAGCAAGGAAGGAGGCCCUGCAGCAGAAACAGUGAUGGUCCCUCCCCUCCCUGUCCCUCUUCUGUUGGUGACCUUUCACCUCAAGUCACAGCCCAGGACCCCUCCCUCCCAUAUUUGAGGGGUUUUUGUCUUUUGUUUUUUUCCUUUAAGGGAUGAGUGGAUGAAAAUAAUAGUGGGGAACAGCUCUCCUCUGUUGAGGAGGGGAGGAUAAGUAGGCUGGGGAACUGCAAAGCCUGCCUUGUCCUCAGCACCUGCCUUUCUCACUCCGUCCCAGGAUAUGGUGGGAGAAUCGCCUAAAUCUCUCCAGGGCAGCAUGUGAUUCAUUUUGGGGGUGGAAGGAAUCUGUCCCGCAUCGGGAAUAAACUUAUGAUGCAUAUUUGA
Zalophus californianus (California sea lion) is the source of this 943-nucleotide messenger RNA. RefSeq names its product LSM2 homolog, U6 small nuclear RNA and mRNA degradation associated (gene LSM2). The transcript is spliced from 6 exons. Bases 1 to 597 code for a protein of 198 amino acids. Gene Ontology annotation, cellular component: U4/U6 x U5 tri-snRNP complex; Lsm1-7-Pat1 complex; P-body. The record is from RefSeq and is a predicted model, not a curated record. Gene Ontology annotation, biological process: mRNA splicing, via spliceosome. Gene Ontology annotation, molecular function: RNA binding. NCBI's taxonomy places the organism in Eukaryota, Metazoa, Chordata, Mammalia, Carnivora, Otariidae.